UGUAUUUUGAUCUUUGUGAUUACAAUUUUCCACCAUGGGAACGAAGUUCUUAGCUCUGUGUUUGUCUCUCUGUCUUGUUCUCUCAAGCUUCUAUGAAGUUUCUUGCCAGGAUGAAGGAACUGGAGGUUUGAGUUUAGAUCUAAUCGACCGUGAAUAUAAAACUAAUGUCAACACUCUCCAAGGCAAUGAAGCAGCAGAUCAAACUGAGACCAGUGGUCAGAAAAACAGUACAGUGACUGAAAACAACACUAUCUCUUUGUCUCUAACUGAAGAGCCAGUAGUGGAAACUCUUAAAGAUUCUGUUGAUACAUCAGCUCAGGUAGGAGCUGUUACUGAUGAAGUCAUUAAAGGUCCGAGUAUGUUGGACCAUAUCGAACUUGAGUUCGAAGCCCAUAUCAAUGAACUUAAAAAGGCUGGAUCUGAUGUUAUCAACAAAGUUGAUGAAUCUAAAGAUGAUGAAGAAGCUGCUAGGAGACAUAAAAUGUUGGAAGCCAUUGAACGCGAGUUUGAAGCUGCUGCUGCUGGGUUUCAACAACUAAAGAUUGAUGAUUCCACACAAGGGAUAGAUGAUGAACAAUCUGCAAUGAGACAAAGCAUGUUGGAUGAGAUUGAACGUGAUUUUGAAGCUGCUACAAAGGGUCUUGAACAACUAAAGGCUGAUGAUUUAACUGGAGUCAAUGAUGAAGAACAUGAAGCAAGGAGACAAAAGAUGCUAGAAGAGAUCGAAAGAGAGUUCGAAGAAGCUACAAAAGGUCUUGAAGAGCUAAGGCAUUCAACCUCAAGCAAAGAUGAUGAAGCACACUCUGCAAAGAGAGAGAAUAUGCUAGAUGCUAUUGAACGCGAGUUUGAAGCUGCUACAAGUGGUCUUAAAGAGCUAAAGAUUAAUGCUCACACUGUCAAAGAUGAUGAUGAUACAGAAAAAGCUGCCAAGAGACAAAGUAUGCUAGAUGCAAUUGAACGCGAAUUUGAAGCCGUUACUGAGAGUUUUAAGCAACUUGAAGAUCUCGCCGACAGCAAACAGGAGGGAGACCAAUCUGCAACGAGGCAAAGUAUGUUGGAUGAGAUUGAACGUGAAUUUGAAGCUGCUGCAAGUAGCCUGAAGCAACUAAAUCUUGACGACUUCACUGAAGGAGAUGACAAUGCACAAUCUGCAAAGAGAAAUAGCAUGCUUGAAGCUAUUGAACGCGAGUUUGAAGCUGCUACAAAAGGCCUUGAAGAGCUAAAGGCUAAUGAUUCAACCGAUAGCAAGGAUGAUGAUGAACAUGCUGCAAGGAGAAAAAGUAUGCUUGACGCUAUUGAACGCGAGUUUGAAGCCGCGACAAGAGGCCUUACGGAGAUAAAGAAUGAAUCAGAACAAGCUGAAAGCAAGAGGAGCCUUAUGUUGGAAGAAAUCGAACGUGAAUUUGAAGCUGUUACAAUUGCAAAGGCUAAUGGAGAUGACUCUUCGAAAAGUACAUCAACCAUAAAUGUAGCGCAGAAAACUUAUGCCGGAUACAGUGCUGGUUUAGAAGGUCUUCUAAAGCCUGCAGAUGGUGUAUGUGGUUGUUUUAACCAAGACAAAGAUGGUCUUAAGGCAGACACGGAUUCUUCCAUUAACAUAGCAGAGAUACUCGCUGAAGAAUCCAAAUCCCAGGGCUCAGAGACUUCUCGCCUCACCACAUCAUUGAACAAUCUUGUUCACACCCACAGAAAAGAAACGUCCUCAAAGGUAGGCUCAGUCCUUGGCUCAUCAUCAGUUACUUCUACCACAAGCGAAUCAUCAGCUACAUCAGAGAGCAUAGAGAGCUUGAAGCUAACCCUAAAGAAGCUACGUGGUCUAAGCGCACGUGAUCUCGUAAACCAUCCAAACUUCGAUGAGAUUAUAGCAGCCGGUACACGUUACGAGGUACUCAGCUCAGCUUCUAUUGGUUACAUCUCUUUGCUAGCCAAAUACAAAACCGUCAUUAAAGAAGGACUCGAGGCUUCUCAGAGAGUCCAGAUAGCUCAAACCAGAGCCAAACUGUUGAAAGAAACCGCAAUGGAGAAGCAGAGAUCCGUAGACUCGGUAUUCGCAGCAGCAAAGACCACGGCUCAACGAGGAGACGCGUUGCAAAUCAGAAUCGUUGCGAUCAAGAGACUGCUGGCGAAGCUAGAAGCAGAGAAAGUGAACGUCGAUUCGAAGUUCAAGUCGCUGACGACGAGUCUGUCACAGCUACUAAAGGAGGCGUCCCAGGCAUACGAAGAGUAUCACGAGGCGGUGCGUAAGGCAAAGGACGAGCAAGCAGCGGAGGAGUUUGCGGUAGAGACGACGAAGAGAGCAGAACAUAUAUGGGUUGAGUUUCUUAGUUCACUUAAUUGAGCUAAUGAGAUUCUUGAUUGUAUUUAAAGCACAUGUUCAAUUAGUUGUGGUUCUUGUCUUUUAUUUUCUGGUGUUGUUUUGUUUGAGACUUUGUUUGUUGGUUAUAUCAGGGGAGAGAGGUUGAAGUGAACUUACCUUUCUUUAGAUAAAUGAGAGAUUUGUGAACACACAAUAAUGUUUUAGUCGUCUAUUAAUAAAACCUUUAUUUUUUUCUUUUUUUAA
This is a messenger RNA of Capsella rubella, 2560 nucleotides long. Its product is annotated as TSA1-like protein. Bases 35 to 2338 code for a protein of 767 amino acids. The record is from RefSeq and is a predicted model, not a curated record. Lineage: Eukaryota; Viridiplantae; Streptophyta; Magnoliopsida; Brassicales; Brassicaceae. The transcript has 28 exons.